This is a messenger RNA of Homalodisca vitripennis (glassy-winged sharpshooter), 1125 nucleotides long. RefSeq names its product proline-rich extensin-like protein EPR1. NCBI's taxonomy places the organism in Eukaryota, Metazoa, Arthropoda, Insecta, Hemiptera, Cicadellidae. The record is from RefSeq and is a predicted model, not a curated record. The transcript has a single exon. Bases 1 to 1125 code for a protein of 374 amino acids.
AUGCACGUACACGAAUUCCCCCCUCUACACGGCUAUCCCCUGUACACGACUUCUCUCUCUACACGGCUAUCCCCUAUACACGGGGACAUCUUACUCUACAUGGCUAUCCCUUCUACACGACAUCUCCCUCUACAUGGCUUGAUCAGCUAUACUACGAAACUUCCCCCUCUACAACGGCUAUCCCCUCUACAACGGCUAUCCCCCCUACACGACUUCUCCCUCUACAUGGCUAUCCCCUCUACACGACUUCCCCCUCUACACGACUAUCCCCUCUACACGGCUUCUCCCUCUACAUGGCUAUCCCUUCUACACGACAUCUCCCUCUACAUGGCUAUCAGCUCUACACGACUUCCCCCUCUACACGGCUAUCCCCUCUACACGGCUUCCCCCCCUACACGACUUCUCCCUCUACAUGGCUAUCCCCUCUACACGACUUCUCCCUCUACAACGAGCUAUCCCCUAUACACGACUUCUCCCUCUACAUGGCUAUUCCCUAUACACGACUUCCCCCUAUACACGGCUAUCCCCUAUACACGACUUCUCCCUCUACAUGGCUAUCCCCUAUACACGACUACCCCCCCUCUAACACGGCUAUCCCCUCUACACGACUUCUCCCUCUACAUGGCUAUCCCUUUCUACACGACAUCUCCCUCUACAUGGCUAUCCCCUCUACACGACUUCCCCCUCUACACGGCUAUCCCCUCUACACGACUUCCCCCUCUACACGACUAUCCCCUCUACACGACUUCCCCCUCUACAUGGCUAUCCCUUCUACACGACAUCUCCCUCUACACGGCUAUCCCCUAUACACGACUUCUCCCUAUACAUGGCUAUCCCCUCUACACGACCUUCUCCCUCUACAUGGCUAUCCCCUCUACACGACUUCCCCCUCUACACGAUUUCUCCCUCUACAUGGCUAUCCCACUAUACACGGCUAUCCUCUCCUUCACGACUUCUCCCUCUACAUGGCUAUCCCAUAUACACAGCUAUUCCCUCUACACGACUUCCCCCUCUACACGAUUUCUCCCUCUACAUGGCUAUCCCCUAUUACACGGCUAUCCCCUCUACACGACUUCCAACUCUACACAGCUAUCCCCUCUACACGACUUAUCCACUUGUACAUGA